Messenger RNA from Capsicum annuum, 1311 nucleotides. RefSeq lists its product as uncharacterized. Bases 117 to 1154 code for a protein of 345 amino acids. The transcript has 2 exons. The record is from RefSeq and is a predicted model, not a curated record. Lineage: Eukaryota; Viridiplantae; Streptophyta; Magnoliopsida; Solanales; Solanaceae.
AGAGGGGUGUGACACUUCUCAUUCUAGACAUAGGACAACCGACUGCAGGGCAGCCCUAUUUAUAGCGGUAACAAAGGAAGAAGAGAGAUUGUCAAGGCUCACUGUAGCGUCUAACAAUGGAUGACAGUUUUAGCGUACGGGUGGACAAGGUGUUCGGCUCUCUGACGGUGACUUCCAACAAUUUGAGUUCUCUCUGGUGUUUAACUGAGGAUGAAGUUGAAAAAAGGGAAUGGAUCAGGGAUAACCCUUCUCGUGAGCUAUUUGAUUUUGAUUCCAGACCCUCACCUCCUAAUAUUGACGGCUUCUUUGCUAAGCCCAACCAAACCCUAGAUUUUCCUAAACAGCUCCAAUCAGAUUUGGUAGAGCUUAGCGACGGACCAGAAGAAGAAGAUGAUAAUGAUGAAUUUUCCGAAAUUAAGUCCUGCAUUGGUUUAGAUUGCACCCUUGACUAUGAGGAGGAAGAAGAUGAGUUUGACAAAAUGGCGGUGAAUAUGGGAAAGGAGAAGCAGCGGUCUGAGGAUGUCUCCGACUAUGGAAUUUCUGUGGACACUUACCAGGAGCUUCCUCUUACUCUUCAGGACAUUAAGAGAGAUCCUCGUGCUAAUCACAAGGCCGCCAAGCUCAGGCUCAAGGAAGAUGCGGAGGCUGCAUUGAGAGGAGGUUAUUUAGGUUCCAUGACGCCUGCUGCGUCCAAGGCGCAAGGCCGGGAUGAUAUUAAUAUGUCCCCUGAUUCAUCCAUUCCUGAUUAUGUGAGGAAUCCAUCCAAGUAUACUUGCUACACACUUGAUGUAUCGGAUGGUAUGGAUGAAGAAUCCAAUAGAAAAGCCUACGUGGACUUUUUCGGUCUAAUGAGGAAGCGAUCGCAGCCGGACGAUGGUAGCUCCACUGAUUUUCAGAAAUCGCCCACAUUUAACCCGAUAAUGAAGCAGCCUGCUGGUUCAUUCACCAAACAGGGCAUUGAGGCAGAGAAAAUGCAAGUGAAGAAAGCAGUUCCCCUUAGCAUUGUUGCCGCAGAAUCCAAUGCUCAAGUCUCAGUCAUGGAAGAAGAUGAGUCGCCGCCUGUUGCAGCCGACAAAGCUAGACCUGUAAGUUUGCAUAAGCCUGGCAAACGUUAUAGAACUAGGACCACUAUGAUGGAUGCUGAUAAUGUUUGAUUUUCACUUGUAUGUGAUUCUAUGAAAAUAGUCUGCUCGGGUUCUGUCUUUUUUCUUGUUUGAAAAUAGUGUGCUCAGACUGACGACUGGAAUGUUUGAUUUCCUUCACUACUUGAACUGUAACAAUUUAUCAAUAUCUACAGUGGGAGUUUGGUCA